AGUAGAUGGCAAGAACUUCAGGUGUAAACUGGUUCCACUGUUGGUACGUAAGCUUAACGCUUUUAGUUUUAUGUAGACAGGAACCCAGUCAACUAGUGACGCAAGGAGUGGAAAUUCCGGUGUUGUGCAAGCCGAAAUCUGUUCUAAUGUACUGCCUCAAUCUGUGAUCCCCAUCUCAUACAGGUGCCACACAUACGCUUCAUAUAUCGAUUCCUUCACAUUCUUCAGUACACAUUAUUAGCACAGGAAGCGAUAUGAGAUGGACUUCAUGUUUGCAAGUCCCCAGAAGAAGGAUGUAGAUGCUGAAGCGCUGAAGCUCGCCACACAGUCUCUACAAAGCCUUGAACAACUUCGACUGAAGGUGAAGAGCUCACCAGUGCAAUACAGUGAUGGAGUGUCCGUCAAGAUCCGGUCAACUCUGGAUGAGCUGCGUGACAUCAAAUCUCAGGUUGAGGGGAGCUUUGACAACUAUGUUGCAAUGUCUAUCAAUGAGCUCCCGCUCCAGGAGCUCCGACAGCUCACCUUGAUGCAUGUACCGACCUCACUCACGUCAGAGGUCAAGGACAAGUUUGGUGCUUUGUUGUCCAAGGUGUUUGAAGGGCGGGCCCGGAAGGUGCUGACGGCAGUGAUGUUGACAUGUCCGUGGUACGCAGCAUCCCAGCGAGAGCGAGGGGAGCAAGCUCGACACAACAUUAUUCUAGUGGUUUAUGUUGGGCAUGAUGACCAGUUCUUCACACCAGCAAACCCACAUAAUCAGAUAGAAGGGAAGGUCAUCGACCUGGGCUGGCUGCAGGCGGUGGAGUUGUCUCACUUCGGACACUUUGUGGCCAAGGGUCGGACUCGCUUUGUGGAAUCUUUGUUGUGUGGCCCACAGGCAGUGCUGUAUGACAGCACAGAGUGGGCCGCUCUCACCACGACACUGCAGCACACACAGGUCAUGGGUUCCCGGGGGUUUGUGGAGGCGUCGCGGGGGCAGGCGGUUGGAGGCAUCAGCAAGAAGAGGAAGACUGGUGGCCUGAAGCUGAAGGACACGACCACCUUCUUCCAGCUGUGUGAGUCAUGCAGACUCCUGCACCACCUUGAGCGGGUCCUGGCCGGGCGGUCUGUCUGUAGUCAGGUGGUGGAGGGAGACUUGUCUGACAUAGGCAGGAAAGCAUUGGACAUCCUCAAGUCAAUGUAUCAGGAAGGUGGGGGUACCAAACACGAGUUCUUCCCCAUCCUCGUCGAAUGGAAAGAGGAACUUGAUGCUAAGCUCAAGUCAUUCCAGUUUUCAAAGCCAGCAGAAUUAGAACAAGUCAUUGGUGGCUGGAUGGCGUCGAUGAGGCUACAAGGGAGACAACUCCAUCCUCUCACAUGUAUUGAGGAUGAGCGCUCGAGUCUGGUGAAGCUGAUGGAGAUGAUCGGAGGACCAGUCAAGAAGAUGGAGCCCAGCCAAAUACUCCUGGUGGCCCGGGCAGGGAGCUACAUGUAUGGGUUAUCUACCCCUGACAGUGAUGUCGAUUACAUGGUGGUGUAUGCUGAACCAAACAUGACGGUGCUGUCAGCAUGUCGCCAGCUGUCUGAGAGUGUGGAAAACAGAGGGCCCCAGAAGCAGUUUGAGUACGGAGCAUACGAGGCCCGGCUGUUCUGUGAGAUGGUGAUGAAAGCCAGUGUGGUUAUUCUGGAGCUGAUCUUCACAGAUAGCCAUGAAUACAUGAGUCCAGCAUGGAAGGCUCUGUCAGAAAAGAAAUCAAGCUUUGUGACAGAGAGAGGCAUUCAGCAGUACCUUGGCCUCAUCAAGAACAACUUCAACAUCAUUGAGAGCCAGAAACACAUUGGGUCAGGCAGGGACAGAAAACUCUUCUACCAGAUCUUCCACAAACUGGACAGUCUGAACUACAUGGCUCGAGGGGACUGCCCCCCGGUCAAGUGUGAGGGGGAGGUGCGAGACUUCAUCAUGAGGGUCCGGACACUCCCACUGGAGGGCGACCUGGAACGUGAAACGCUGCAUAAACUGGCCAGGGCCAAGUUCAACACACUGGUGUCGAAUCUGUCCAGGAGGGAGAACCGAUUGGCUGAAAACACAGACUACAGACUGAUGCUGAACUGGCUGAAGGCUGUCCGAGGUUUAGACUCGUAGAGGACAACUCAAGCAAUACAUGCUAUUGCUGCGCUUACUACGGGCUAUUGCUGAACUGGCUUAAGGCUGUCGGAGGUUUAGUCUCGUAGAGGACAACUCAAGCAAUACAGGCUAUUGCUGGACUGACUACAGACUGAUGCUGAACUGGCUGAAGGCUGUCGGAGGUUUAGUCUCGUAGAGGACAACUCAAGCAAUAUAGGCUAUUGCUGGACUGACUACAGACUAUUGCUGCACUGGCUGAAGGCUGUCGGGGGUUUAGUCUCGUAGAGGACAACUCAAGCAAUACAGGCUAUUGCUGGACUGACUACAGACUGAUGCUGAACUGGCUGAAGGCUGUCGGAGGUUUGGACUCGUAGAGGACAACUCAAGCAAUAUAGGCUAUUGCUGGACUGACUACAGACUGAUGCUGAACUGGCUGAAGGCUGUCGGAGGUUUGGACUCGUAGAGGACAACUCAAGCAAUACAGGCUAUUGCUGGACUGACUACAGACUGAUGCUGCACUGGCUGAGAUUCUGUCGGAGGCUUAUCCUCAUGCUCUAGCAAACAGACAACAGGCUGAACUGGCUGAAAGUGUCCGAGGUGUGACCUCAUAAAGUUGGGGAGAGGAAUUGUCAGCAGAUCUGCCUACUGGUGGCAAGCUGACAUACUAAAGUAAUAUUCCGUGGCUAAGGCUGGAGGACAGAAACACAGACAGGGUGUCUAGUACAGGCUGAAUUAAUUUUUUAUAGAUAAUGCAAGUUUAUCGUUUGUAAAAUAACUCAGGAACAAGAGAAUCUAGAAUCAGUUAUUACUGAAAAUUCCUCCUCACAUGACAAGUACAUUCUUAGUUCACCUUGGCAUCAUUGUUUUAUAUUUGCACAUUAAACCUACUAGGUUUGUAUUAUGUCCAUAUAUUCAGAUAUCUAUGUUGUACUGUAAGUAUUAGUAUUUUCUGACUUUUGUCCCACCACAGCCGAUGACGGACCAUCAAGUCAAGGUCGGCUCUGUUUUCUCCAUACAUCCUGUUGCCAUGGUUACAUGAUACUGUAAUACUCUUGAUGUGAUAGUCAUUAUUGUUAUUGUUGUUAAGAUCCUUUCUGUGAUGAAGUGUUGAAUAUAUAUUUACCUUGUAUCAUUGUCGUAGUCUCAUAUAUAAAGUGUACCCUCGAGGGCUGGGACGGGUCACUCGGGAACUCUGGUUGGGUGGAUGUUGAGUAGGACCUGGAUACCCACAGGACUACCCGGACCUGUGGUUAGUCAUGUGAUAUAUUGUUUGAUGACCAAAACUCACUAUAGCUCAGUGGUUACACUACAAGUCGCCAAUGUUUGCAUUUCUCUCUGACAAAGCACAUUCCUUCUGACGAGUAUAUGUUUGAGUGAACAAAGUUUCAGUCAACUUCAGUGUAUGUAUGAUCUGAUCAUUUGAUACAUGUAUCUAAACAGUUCUUGCCAGGGCUGCAGUAAAACUAUUCCGAGUCAGACAUUUUGUUCCCACAUCUUGAGACCUACAGUGGGUACCCAGGUAGAGCCGGGUCGGGUGCUCAGGUUCCCUGGUAGUAAAUUUGGACUCGUCCCAGCCCUAGUACUCUCAUCUAUGCAUGUUAUACUGUCAGGGCCACAUGUUGCUGUGGGUUUCUACCCAUCACUUCAGGCUUACUCCUUGUUAAGCUGACAUGCUGCAAUAUAACUCACACAAUGGUCAAUGUUGUGUGAGACCUACUCGCUCUCACUCACGUUUCUUUCUAUGGACACAAAUCACUCUUUAAUUUCCAGGUAGCCUAGUAGCCUAGUGGUUUAAGUGUUCCCUCGUCACAUCAAAGGUUCGAUUCCCAACAUGGGUGCAAUGUGUGGAGCCCAUUUCUGGUGUCCCCCGCUGUGAUAUUGCUAAAAGUGGCGUAAAACAAUACUCACUCACUCUUUUAAUUUCUUCUUUAUACCGAGGCAGUGGGGUAGCCUAGUGGUUAAACAGUUCGCUAAUCACUCUGAAAACCGGGGUUCGAUUCCCCAUAUGGACACAAUGUGUGAAGCCCAUUUACUGGUGUCAACCGAUGUGAUAUUGCUGGAAUAUUGCUAAAAGUGGCGUAAAACCAUACUCACUCACUCUUUUAAUUUCUUCUUUAUACCUGAUAUUCCUCUUCACUUCAGUUAUGAUUGUAAUUAGAAGUUUGCUUUGUUAGAUCUGGUUGUACCAUUUCUGAUCCGGUUACCAUGGUGAUAUCCAGGAGAGGAUGAUGACUGGUUUAUGAAAGUGACAACUAAAAUCAGGAUAUUCACAAUUAUUUAUGCACACUGCCACAACAUUAGGUCAGAUGAAAUACUGGUUGUUUCUCAACCUCAUCCAAAUAUUCUAGCUGACACUCAAAUAUAUUUUCUUCCUCUAGGCUGAAUUGUUUGUCUAUCGUUUGUUUGUGUUUGUUCUUGAAAGCCGAACUCAGCAAUAAUCCAGCUAUAUGACAGCGGUCUGUCUGUAAAUAAUCGAGUCUGGACCAGACAAUCCAGUGAUCCCGUUAGUCGCCUCUUUCGACAAGCAUAGUCGCUUUUUACGGCAAGCAUGGGUAGCUGAAGGAUUUGUGUGAGUAUAGAUAAAACUUAAGCCAAAUUCAGUGUAUGCAUGACCAGAUCGUUUUACACAAGUAUCUAAAUACAUUUUGCCAGGGCGACAGUUAAACUAUUCCCAAUCGGACAUAUCUCUUGAGACCUACAACGGGUACCUGUGUAGGGUCGGGUAAUAGGGGGUGGGUACCCGGGUAGUAAAUUUGGACUCGCCCCAGCCCUAUAAGCCCUUACAGCUGGAGUUCAUUUGUCAUCCAAUUACUGUAUGAUCCAAAUAAACAUUUAAUCAUA
Messenger RNA from Haliotis rufescens (red abalone), 4942 nucleotides. RefSeq lists its product as uncharacterized. The coding region runs from base 260 to 2119 and encodes 619 amino acids. The record is from RefSeq and is a predicted model, not a curated record. Lineage: Eukaryota; Metazoa; Mollusca; Gastropoda; Lepetellida; Haliotidae. The transcript is spliced from 15 exons.